This is a messenger RNA of Nerophis lumbriciformis (worm pipefish), 782 nucleotides long. RefSeq names its product golgin A7 family, member Bb (gene golga7bb). The record is from RefSeq and is a predicted model, not a curated record. Gene Ontology annotation, cellular component: palmitoyltransferase complex. Gene Ontology annotation, biological process: peptidyl-L-cysteine S-palmitoylation; protein targeting to membrane. Lineage: Eukaryota; Metazoa; Chordata; Actinopteri; Syngnathiformes; Syngnathidae.
UGUCUUCACCCGCCAGGCUGCGUGAGCCGCACUUCCAACCACACGAGCAGACGCGUGUCAUCUUCCACGCGGGACACAUUCCACAUCCACGGCAGCAACAUGGCGACUGAGUUCCACAGCCUCCAGGAGAUGAGGCGCAGUGCUUCCCUGGUGAUGAAGGUCUUCAUCCAGAGAGACUACAGCGAGGGAACCGUCUGCCGCUUCCAGACCAAGUUUCCCUCGGAGCUCGACAACAGGAUUGAGCGGAACCUACUGGAAGAAACGGUGAAGACCCUGAACUCGUACUAUGUGGAGGCCGAAAAAAUCAGCGGCCAGUCUUACCUGGAGGGCUGUCUGGCUUGUGCGACGGCAUACAUCAUUUUCCUCUGCAUGGAGACCCGCUAUGAGAAGGUUCUGAGGAAGAUAACCAGUUACAUCCAGGAGCAGAAUGAGAAAAUCUACGCUCCUCGAGGCCUGCUGCUCACCGACCCCAUCGAGAGGGGAAUGAGGGUUCUGGAGAUCAGCGUGUUCGAGGACCGAGGCUCAGGCAGCUCCAGCCCCACCAGCAGCGUGUCGUCCGCGGGGGGGAGCGCCCGGUGACUGGAGGGCCGGCGCCAGGGUUACGGGUACAUGCACCACCACCACGGGGGCGGCGGAGCGCUCACCAGCAUCCGCAUGCUUAAACACGAGAGCACCCGCUUCUGAGACAUGGUGAGGAGAGGACCCUAACAACGUACCACCUCUGGAAACGGGAGGAACGCACACUUCCAUAUAAAACAAAUACAAACCCCGUUUCCAUAUGA